AUGCGGUUUCAAUGGUGGGAGAACUCCAUUGAGCUACACCCAAGGACAUACGACAAGUUGACCGCUGCCGCACACGUCGUCGGGCCGUAUCUGCCGCCCAUCAACUUCAUCACACUGCACUAUGCCUACUUCAUCGCCACCACGAUCGUGGGUACGCUCAUCUUCUGGGGCGCCUCCGCCCCGAAAUACAGCGUCGGCUGGUGGGACAGCAUGUUCAUGGUCAUGUCGGCCCUGACCGCGUCGGGUCUCAACACAGUCAACGUCAGCCAGCUGACGACGUUCCAGCAGGUGGAACUCUGUAUUUUGAUGAUAAUGGGAAGUCAGGUCCUGAUUUCGUACUUUACGAUUGCGUUUCGGAAGCACGUCUUCGAGAAACGCUUUGAGGACAUCGUGGAGAUGGAGCGAGAGAACAGGAAGAGAAAGGUUUCGGGCACCGGUGCCCUGGUUGGCAUGACAGGUGCCAUGUUCGGACUGCAGGUCAUGUCGUCCUUUGGAAAGGGACGGCCGCAGAGCAGGGCGCAAGCUUCCAACGAUGUAAACGCCCCGGCUUCGCCCGUUCCAAAAACGCCUUCUUCCGAGCCAUCUGCUCCAGAGGUCCAGAUGGCAGAUGCUAGGAGCCAACAGCAACAUAUUGGCUUCCUCGAGCCCAUCCAUGAGGGCAAGUCGUCCGGGGCACAACCAAUGGCAACCGGACACUCGGUAUACCAGACACCAUCUCAUCAAAGUGGGUCGACAAGACGCAGACCUCAAACCGCGGGAUCCAAGCCGACGAUGUCUGAGGGAUUCAACGUGCAAACGUUCCUAAGCGAACAGAAGCGAAAUAUCGGGAGGAAUGGCGUUUUCUACAACCUGUCGGAAGAGGAGCGAGAGUACCUCGGCGGUGUCGAGUAUCGCGCACUCAAAUUUCUCUCCGUCUUCGUCAUCGCCUACUUUGUGCUCUUUCAGCUCUUUGGUGCCAUUGCCCUCGGUGCCUGGAUGGCCGUGUACGAGACUGAGGCCGCCGCGGUCAACCAGCAGAACCCGUGGUGGGCGGGAAUCUUCCUCGCCAUCUCGGCCUAUAACAAUGCCGGCUUCACCCUGCUUGACGCAGGUUUUAUCCCCUUCCAGUCUUCUUACUUCAUACUUACUGUCGUCACACUAUUGUCGCUGGGAGGCCCGGCAGCUUUCCCGGUGUUCAUGCGACUCUUAAUAUGGACCAUGUCGUCUCUGCUGAACGUUCUUUCCAAGAGCAAAGAGUAUGGCGUCUGGAAAGAGGGUUUCGAUUUCAUCAUGAGAUUUCCUCGCCGUGUGUACACGAGUAUGUUCCCUGCCCGGGACACUUGGAUAUUUGUGGCUACGUUCGGGGGUUUUGUGAUAGCGGAUUGGGUCUUGAUACUUGUGCUUAGCAUAGGAAAUCCGACCAUGGAGGCUAUUCCCCUGGGGCAGCGGGUUUUCGAUGCCCUUUUCCAAGGGUUCUCGAUCCCUUCAGGAGGUUACGCCAUAGUAUCUCCUUCAGGCAUAUACUUCGAUGUCCAGGUGCUUUGGCUAGUCCUGUACUAUACAGCAGCCUACCCACACAUCAUUACCAUGCGAAACACGAACGUCUACGAGGAACGAUCCUUGGGAAUAUACGAAGGCGACCAGACAGAAGCGGAACAGCUUCACUCUGCAAGCAGUAGUCUCUUCGAUGUUGACAACGCCAGCGUGCCGGAUCGAACAGGAUUUCAACCCCCCGCGGCCAACCAUAACAACAAGUGGGACUCAUUAUCGCGUACACCAACUACUAACUCCAUCAAGAAGUUAUCCGCAGUUGGGCGGCGCAGCACCGCAUUCGUCGGACGCCAGAUCCAGCGCCGCAUGACGGCGUUUCAAGGCGUCGGUGUCGCGACCGCCGCACCAGCAGCAACACCCCCGCCACCGCAACGGCUCCGCCGGGCCGAAGUCAUCGACUUCGGCCGAGCCUCUGUUCACUCUCUUCAAGGCCAGGCUCUGCAUAACGGACCCCCGAGCCUCGUCUCGCAGCAGGUGCGGGGCCAGCUGAGCCACGACGUGUGGUGGAUCGCGCUGACCCUAUUCCUCAUCACGCUCAUCGAGACGCGGCAUUCGCUCGUCGACCCCGCCACCUACAGCGUCUUCAACAUCCUCUUCGAGAUCGUGUCGGGGUACACCACCAUCGGCAUCAGUAUCGGUCUGCCGGAUCAGAGCUACAGCUUCAGCGGGGGUAUGUAUACCGGGAGCAAGAUCGUGAUGAUUCUGGUCAUGCUGCGAGGACGGCAUAGGGGAUUACCGGUGGCUUUGGAUCGGGCCGUUCGGUUGCCGGGGAGGAAGCUUUCUGAGGAGGAGGAGGAGGAUGCUGAGAUUCGGAGCAUGUCGGCUGGUUUGCGUUGA
Messenger RNA from Anthostomella pinea, 2367 nucleotides. The record is from the annotation of a GenBank genome assembly. Lineage: Eukaryota; Fungi; Ascomycota; Sordariomycetes; Xylariales; Xylariaceae.